Pocillopora meandrina is the source of this 13924-nucleotide messenger RNA. Lineage: Eukaryota; Metazoa; Cnidaria; Anthozoa; Scleractinia; Pocilloporidae. The record is from the annotation of a GenBank genome assembly.
AUGGAUAGAUUUUUGGUAUUUCUUAUAGUGCAUGAUGAUUCCUCAGCAGAUCAUGAGGGUGAGAUAUAUUUAGAUUUCAUUCACUGGCAACGAGCUAAUAUGCCAUAUUUUAUGCCCCAAUAUAUCGGAAAUCAUACACAUGUAAUAAUAAGCGAUCGAUCUUGAGCUUUAGCCAGAGCUAAUUAUCUACCCAUCUACAUCUAAGCUUUUGUUGUUUACAGCUGUGCAUUUAUCUCUAGUUACAACAGACUAGUAACAUCGAAGGCAAGAUCAGAUUCCUUUAAGAAGAACGAAAAAUUCACUGAAAUUGGCCUCACUCCUAAAAUGUGGUACCAUAUGGUUCAGUCAGUAGAGGUGUGUAAUUAGUGUCUGGGAAACAUGCCUCUAAUCUUAGAGGCUACAAUUUUUUCAGUCUUCCUUUCUGGAAUGAAAUCAACCACAAUUAACUUAUGAAGAUGAAUUGAUCGCUUGUAUUUGUUCCUCAUCAACCUGUCUGUCAUCAGUUGUCAGUGGACUAGAUGAUGUGAUAAUCUGCAGCCAUCUUUCAUGAGAUAUCAGUGAAAUAUGUAAUCAUAUCUUCCACAAUACAGGGGCUGACUAUUGGUUACCUUCUGGUUGACUGUCACUAGAUCUGUCUGCCAUCUUCCGGCUACUAAUUGUUUUAUGGGUUAAUUGAUGGGCGAAACAUCAGUCCAUAAAUUGACUAGGGUAAUUUAGUAAUACCAACUGAGUUGUUAACGAAAAUUUCUCCACCGUAGAGAGUUUAAAAGGUGACAUUUCGAGUGUUAGCCCUUCAUCAGAGAAAACUCUUUAUAGUGGCCAAUUUACGAUAUCAACUCAGUUGAUAAUACUAAGUUACCUUGUUAUACACUUCUAAAGAUGCAGCACCACAGUUUCUUUGGAAACUUACCCAUUUCAUUCAUUGACAAGUCAUGCCUGAAGGCUACCUAUGAUGUACGUAAUACCCUUAUUGUCCUAUUUCUGCAUGAAUGCAAAAGAACUCCAUAAAAGGUUUCCCCAAGGUUUCCCCAGUUCGUACACAACCUUGAAGAAAUAAUGAUGUUGUGCCUCUCAUUCUUUUGUAUUAGUAUGUGCCCAUUGUAAUGAGGAUGUGGCCCCUGCUGUUCAGGGUGUGGUCGAAGAUCUUAUUGUGGUUUGUGACAAGAAUAAAAAAUCUCUGAAAGAUAUUGAAAGUAUCCAGUGGACAUUGAUUGGUGAGUGUUAUUAAUGAUAUGGAAAAAGAUUAUAUGAUAAUAUGAUGAUUGUGUGUUGUAAAACUAAAAUAAAAACAAUCACAGCAACUAAUGAGAAGAGAGAAAAAUGUUGUAGGGUGCUGAUGAGAAUGUGAAAUAAAAAAAAGCAAUCCACCUGAAGCCUGAAAAAGGUUGAAGGCUGAGUCAGGAUUGGUUAAGAGUUUUACUUUUGAUUGAUAGAGAGACUAGCAAGAAUUUCAUAUGUGGAUCAUAUGCAUAGAGUGUACUGAAGCAAAUCUAAUGCAAUUCUUCAUUUUUUUAACUCUAAGUUGAAAAUUUCUCAAGACAUAACAAUUACCUGUGAGUUGAUUUUAGGAAUUUUAAUGAAUGAGGCCAUGAUGACAACUGGAGUCUCUCUCUUUACUUUAGAUCCUCUUUUAGCUCUCAAGAACUUCAACCCCACAGUUCAUUUCAGCAUCAUUGAGGACAGGCCAUUCAUAGACCAAAUGGAGGUUAAGUUGAUGAAAAAGUAGCUUACAGGCUAAAAUUGCAAUUGUGAUCUUAAGGGUUUUGGGGAAACCUUUAACAUAAGGCCCAGCAUUCAUUUUUAAAGUGACCAGCAUGGUUGGUUUGUUCUGAUUAAAGGCAAGCACCCUUAGUUUAAUCCAGUAACUCUUUACAUCCAUCCUAUCCUACAUGCUGUUCUCUAUACAUUUCUUAAGUUGCUGACAGGUAGAAUUUUUUCAACACUGAAGAAUUUCUUUGGUUGGUUUGUAUGAAAUUGUAAGAUGAUUUGCUUAAUCAGAUCUAUUUCUAAUCUGAUGUAUGUGAUCUUAUUGUAUGGUUUUCAAUGGUAGAUCUGAUUUAUGGCUGAUCUGAUAUGACUUACCUUAUUGUCUAUUUAUUUUAGACUUAUUCAAAGUGGCAUGGAGAGGAAAAUCUUAAGGAAGUUUUGCUGUGGCUUGGAAAGUCUGAUAUGCUCAAAAUUUCAACCAUAAUUAGGUAUCUGCUGGAGAUUUCAACUUUAAUAAUUAUUGUGCUGUAUUUUCUUUGAUCUUGUAACCUUUACAUAUUCUGUGGCUUGUAUAUUUUGUUAAACCUAACUUUCUCUGCCCUCAUUCAUUAUCAUUGUUGGAUUUAGCUUUGUUACAAUUGUAGUUACUGUUGCUUUUUUUUUGUAAAGGAGUUCUCUAGAUAAGGAUGUUGAAAUUUCAGAACGACUUCACAGUCUUGCUGAUGGCUUACCACAAGGUACAUUGACUGUUUUGGCUAGGAAUAGAUAUGAGUUACACAAAGGCAACAAAGGAAUGAUAGAGUCAGUCAUUCAGACAGAGAGACAGACAGAGAGGCAGACAGACAGACAGACAGACUGAUAUACAGGCACUGAUAGACAGGUAGAUAGACAGAGAGAUAGACAGUGAGCAAAAUUAAAGAAUGAAUGGGACAAGAGAACAAGAAGAACAUUGGUUGUGUUGUGAACAAAAAGCUAAAUUAUGUUGCAAAGUGGUACUAAUUUUUUAGUUAGCAUGAUUGAUGUGUACUCAGUAGACACAAAAGGACUCGUGGGGUUUUACACUGUACAACAGUGUUGUUUUUUAAAUGGUUUCUUUUGCGGUAUUUUAGCAGGGGUCCCUGUUGAUGUCUUCUGGUUUAUUUGUGGGAGAGAUGCCCUCCCUGUCAGGUAAUGUAUAUUGUCUACUAUAACUACAUUUGUGUACUACUGCAACUCUUAUGAAUUGCAUCAUUCCCAGUGCUAGCUAAAAAGUUGUGAAGCAGCUUUGUUAUUGUAGUGGGUCACUGACUUUGCAGCAAGGCAAAUAAUUCUUAGCCACCUGAGAUCAUAAGGUAAAUGGUUACUUUACAGAUAGAUAGCAACAUUUACUUCUCACAACUCUCCUUAGUAAUUAUUUAAUGAUAAAAUUAACUUGUGAUCAGAUAUUGUUUUUUAUAAUAAAACUGAGUGCUGUAUGCUGAAUAUGUUCUUUUCAUCAAAGUCUUCGAAAUGUAUGUUAUUAUUUUAUGCUUCAGAUCCCAUAUGCAUCUGUUUGGAGCUUUAAAACGACUUCAACUGUGGCACAAUGCCAACAUCACUGUUCUUCAUAGCAACAAGUUUGACAUGUAAGUUUCUCUUUCUGUUUUGCUCAUAUGGAUAUGAUUCAGUUUCAUUUUGACAUCUGAUUAAUUAAGAGGGUGACACUAGCUUUAUAGAUCAAUGAAUGGAAAAAAGCAAUCUAAGGAAAACCAGAAUUACACUUGCCAUUCAAUUGAAAACUGUUUGCAGGAACUGAGACUGUGCAGGGUUCUCUUUAUAAAGGAACUCAACAAAGGUUGUUACUUCAUACUCUGUGUGUAGUAAUGAAAUUAAUGUAAAAUGAUGAAUUUGUUUAUUUUUGAAGGAGUUCAUUUUUGACGUCGUGGCAAAAGGGUCUGAAGUUGUCCGUCACACCUCUCAACAAAAGUGAUGUAUUGUCCAAAAUAUUUAGUGGUGCUGUUGUUUGGCAAGGUUCUUUGGUCUUCAAUGAGGUACAUUGUUUUGUAAUUAGUUUUCUGCGUGGACUGUUUUUUUUUUUUUAACAUGCCAUACUCUCUUCAUUUCAGUUUUUAUUUAACAGUUUUCUUUUCCAUGUUCAUGUUUUUAGUUCUUAUCUUUCAUAAUUACGCUAGAAUCAAUCAAGAACCAUCUUACCAGGAUUCAAUUUGAGUUGUGAUAGGAGCGAGACCGAAAUUAACUUUGGUUCUUCCCGAAUUCAGCCAAAAAGGUUUGAGUACUCUCCAUUUAUUGCUUAGUGAUUAAAUUUCAAGGCCAGUUGUUUGGAUUUCUUUGUGCUGGUCUUUUUUUGACUCAUAAAUUUGCCUUUCAGCCGGUACUCCGUGAUUAGUAGUAUUUUUCGGUUUGUGCGUCCAUGUUCUUAUGCGUUCGUGCGUUCUUGCGGUCGUACGUGCUUUCGUUUGUUAGUACGUGUGUUCGUUCGCUCAUACGUUUGUGCGUUCGUGCGUUCGUGCAUCCUCGUAGUUUCGUGCGUUCGUGCGUUCGUUUUUCGUACGUUCGCUCGCUCGUUCAUUUAAUUAUUUUUUUUUUACAUUUUGUUACCUUGUUCAUAGGAAGAAGAAAAAUCCCAUGGAUAUUGGGAAACGUCUCUGCAUUGCACCAGAUAUAACUAUUCUCUGUAGAGUUCAGAAGCAUACAGUUCCAUUUCACAUGUUUCUGCCAGUAAGACUGGGAUUGUAUCCUUUAUUUCAUCAAAUUGCAGUCAAAUGUAGUGCAAAUGUUAACUUUGCCAUUUUUCUCCCUUCGCAUCCAAGCCUUAGAUAGGGAGUAACUUUUGAUUUGUCACUGCUUAAAUAACCUGUAUUUGAUCUCCAUCUCCAAAGGCCGUGGAAAUACUAAAACUAAAAACUGACUUAAAAAUUCCCUUAUUGUUCGGUGAUCAUGAUCUCAUUCGGAAAAUGGAAUAAGUUCUGAUGAAAAUUUGACAAAAAUGUUGAUUUCACCUCAUGUUAUGUGAUUUUGAGAACUUCCCAAGUUUUUCCUUUACUGGUUUGUUGUGUUGGUUGCGCAUGCAGAAGCGUCAAUCAAUCUUCUACUAAGCUAUCAUUAAGACUUGUGGAAUGGCUAUCAUUUGAAGAAAAUAAGGUUCGUAUCAUUGUUUGGCAAUAAUCGUACCGAUAUAACGUCGUCACGAUGCGCUCACUGUGCGCUAUGUACUGAUGAAAAGAGCAAAGAGUUGUCGUUGACUUCCUUUCUGCAAUCACAGGCCAUCUUGCCAAUCCGAUUAGCUCUCAGCAAUGCGAUUUAUUGACCAAUCGCACUAUUUUUGCUCUUAUGGCCAAAAAUCUGUAUUAAAACGACAAAUUGUGCGAUUUCAAAUUGGAUAUAAUUAAGUGGCAAUUUAUAUUUGCGUCGUACAAUUUUGGUCCAAAGUUAUAGCUGUAAUUUCAAAUCGGACUCGCGCUUACUUGCAUUCUUUUUAGAAACACGACUCCAAGCAAUACAUACAGAUAAAAACUUUCCUUUUUUUUCAGAAUAUUGCCUUAGUUGGAUCAUUACAGCUUGUUACGUCGUACAAACACUGCACGCAAAGAAAGAAUAGAGAAGCUUGGUUUAACUAUGUCAAAUCUCACAACCCUACAGGUAUGUCUUUAAGCAUAGAAAACGUUCGAUUGAAUUCAUACCACCAAAAGUAGACACACCGGUUGAUUUUCACCUAGAAAUUUAUCACAGCCAGCCAAUGGAAGUUCAGUAUGUAUCAAUUUAAUAUACCUUAAGCGCGGGAAAACGCGUUUGACCAAGCGAAACACAUGCAGCAUUUUAAGGCAACAUCUUGCAACAUUGUUAGAUCGUGUUGUCAAGAGCUGGCCUCACGUGCGCAACAUCUUGCAACUCCCAAAACUAUUGCAACAAAAAAUUGACCAUUUUCAAACUAGAUUCCACACCAUCUGAUAUCUGGUAACAUGUGUGUCAUUUACAUAUACGCCAAACGCGUAUAAAACGUUGUGCGCAAUAUGUAAGAUGUUGGGUUGAAAUAAUGCGUGUGUUUGACCAGGCCUUCCGUCUUCUAUUUGACUGGUCUCAAGGUUGGCCCAUGUUUUAUCGACCUGUAACUGAGCGCAGUGAAGCAAACUAAUGCAAUCCUCGAUUACUUUCGACUCUUUAUCUCAAAUACCCUUGAAGGAACUGUGCGCCACUCAGAAAGACACCAACCACCAGUCUGAAUCCACUGCUUUUUCUGUAUUAGCUUCAGUUACCAACAGACUUGAUGGUAAUACUGGAGAUGAAGAUCUGACAGAGUCUUGCAGGCGGUUGUGUCUCGUAUGCGGUUCUGCUGAAAAAGAAUUGAGCUUAUAUGUUCUGAGAAGACCAGAAGAUCUAAAUGGCUGGAUCCAUAAGGAGCUGUCCUCAAUCCAAUCUUCAUUCCUCAUCUCUAAUGAUCAAAAGGGUAAGAUAUGUGGAAACAUGUCCUUCAAGUACCUAGAAUAAUUUGAAGUAACAGUUGUUCUUUGUUUGUUGGUUUUUGUGGCUUAACUGUUGUUGGAAACAUCGCAAAACAGAAUCAACGUGUUUUGCCUCUCUUUCAUUUUGUGUAGCUUAGGAACCAUAUUGUGUUCUUUUUUUUGUGCCGUGCAGAACCAAAUUCAGAAUAUUAUUUUUGAAACUGAGGAAAUAAACCGAGAAGGAUCUAGGAUGGUUCACCUGAGUAUUGAUGGACCCUGAGUGUUGGUCUGGUCUAAGGAUUGAACUCUCGGCUUUCCGCCCGGUAGUCCUGUACUCUUAGAACGAGCUAACGUACUAACUUGCUCCACUCGCGUUUUCUUUUAAUUCCAAUUAAUUAGAAGAGAGACUCUUUCCCAGGGUGAAUACUAAUUUAAGUGGCUUUUGUUGUAUCAAUUUCAUCUUUUUUGUAGUUGGCGGGCCCUUAAAAUUUCCAGAACUGUCAGAGAGUUUCAUUGAAACGGAACAAAACUUGACUGAAGUUCUCUUGCAAGAGCUGCAAAAGGAGUUGCGUAAGUGUCUGAAGGGUCAGGCCUCACAAAGCAGAAUAGAGCGAAGAAUGUGCUGCCUCAAAUCUUCUUCAUGAGAACGCCUAAAAGUUAGAGCUUACUCUCACUUUAGCCUUUAUGAAAAGGGUCACGUAGGACUGUGAUAAAUUGAAGUCCUUUAUCUCCGACGGUCUUUUUAGGAAGCUAUCAUCAAGUAAUACGCUGAUAAGAUCAUCCCUCGACCAGUGAGUGGAAGUUUAUGUUUCAGGUUUAAAGUGAUCGCAAACUUCCUUGAUUUGUAAUUUUCGUUAUGUCGGUACCCCUAUUAUUUUCUUGGAACGACGGAAUAACCAAAUCAAACUGGUGUGAAAUAAUUUUGACGUGAAAUUCAUUUUAAACGAAUAAUAUAAACAUAUAAUAACAUUUAUUCUUUUUUUUGGCAGAAAAUUCAGAUGAUCUGUUUUCGACUCACUCAGGGUGUAACAUCGUUGAUAAAACAACUUCGACUAAGCGGCAGUUCUUAAAGGAGAAAAGGUAACCGAUGUAUUAGUGUAGAUAACAUUAUGUUUAAAAGGUGACUGUACCAUGCGAUACUCUCACCUGCGCAGCUGAGAUAUUCGAGUCUCGUCUUGUCUUCCUACACUGGCUACACAUGCAGCUGUAAUUUUGAAGCUGUCAUGCCACAUUCCUUUAUCAAGGGCUUCGUGUAGUCCUUUUCCAAACAAGUUGCCUUAAAACUCUAGUUCUGUUUUAUCUCUGUUUGACAGUUUUCCUUAAUUGGAUUCCAAUUCGAAAUGCUAAUUUGAGCCCAAAGUCUAUCUAAAGUAUUUGGAUUUGCAUCCUUUGCUCCUCAAUGUAUGUGAUACAUGAUCACUGCAAAGCAAGAAGAAGUAAGCCAUAAUUUAUUUCGACCAGUUAUCUAGUUAGGUCAACAAGGUUAUUAUGUUGUGGUAUUGCAGACUGGGUUGGAAAGAACAUGAACUGGAACCUGUCGAUAGAAAUGUUUUGCCUCUAGACGUCUCAGGUGAAAAGUGACUUCAUUUGUUUCCGUCGCUCAAAAUGUUGUGUUUAGUUCUGACAAGAGAGGAUGAAGCUAUGAGCCUGAACUCCUCGCGUAAGCGUUAUUCGCAGGGUUACCCUCUCAAGUUAUUUUAGACCAAUGUUUUUUUUGCGAGUUUCGUGAAGGUUUCUGUCUGUGGAGAAUGAACGCAAAGACGCCACAUGUGAUAUCCGCGUAAGCGGGAUUUAUAACAAGGGAUUGGGAACUGAAAGGACUAAAUUCUUAUUGGGUCUCCUAAAAAAGAGGUAAUCUGCACUGAAUUAAACAAUAUUCCUUGAGGAGUAAGGUCUUUUAUGGAGGAUUUAGUCUUAGCUUGAUCGUUUCUCGGUUAUUGCUUGAGCGUGCACUUUCCAAGGGCAUAGCUAGCAUUUUUCAAACGACGGGAGGGACCACACUAUGUAACACUCAGACUACUCAUACCUUACUGUCAUGUCAACAUCCACCCUGUGUUUCACUAAACCAGCUUAAAGCUUUGUUUGCUGAUUUGUAUGAAUCUGAAUGUUUUGUUUUAUUCUUGUCGUGGGAAAUUGGCUUGCUCUCAAUAGUUGUCAUUAUAUUUUUGUGUCACUUUCAUAGAAUUAUCGUUGUCUCCAAGCAAAUGGCCUGAGAGAGCUUGGCUUGUCAAAAAUGAUCCGAAUGCAAGGUAACUUUAAUGAAAAUUAUAUCAUACAAUGUGCAUCUCACUGGCAACUCAUCCUUGCCGUUCUUACCGUUCUUACCGAUUUUGGACUUUUUUUUUUAAUUUAAAGAUGUAUAUGGUGUCUGGAGCGUAUUUCUCUUUCAACAGCUUUCAGAAUAAUUUUGAUGUACCCUUGUCAAAAGACUUUAUCCUAUGUUUGUGUCAUUGUAUAGGGUAAACGAUUCCGUCGCGGACGAGUCAACUAAAAAUUAUCCGUUGUUAGCAUCAGGUAGGUCAUUAUUGUGGCCUUGUCUCUCUUACCCUUAACUAAAAUUGUGUGAGUGCGAUCACCGUAGAGUCUCUGUGGCUCAGUGGUAGAGCAUCGGAGUGCGGAAUCCGAAGGUCUGAGGUUCGAUUCCUCAUGGAGAUUGUUUUCUUUGUCCCACGCUCGUGAAAAGACGAAAAACAUCUUUCUCUAUCUAUAAGAGCUUUUAAGAAUAUCAGGGAACAAUAAUAACUUUAAUUUGAACGUAAUGCUAAGAAAAGUUGCAAGAUUAAUCAAAAAUCAUUUCAAUCGUUAGACUGUUUAAAGCUGCUUUCAACCGAUUGCAUGAAGAAGUGCGUGCAAACGAUAUAUUUUUUACUUUUUUGUAUUUUUAACUUAUUUUUACCAAUUGAAUUUUCCUAACACGCUCGUCCACCUUGACACUUCUUUUACACAUUUUUCUAUUACAUUUCUCAUGUGGUUUUUAGUGUCAUCGCUGAGCAUUUCAGACAUUUUGGAGAAGUUUCGUAGGGAUGGAACACCCGCGAGAAGUGAUCUUGUUCGUCUUGAGCCCAGGGUAAGAUGAUAAGAUAACAUAGGGAGUGUUAAAAAUACCUCGACGCGAAUGGCAAAUAGAAAUAUAUGUGCUGUCUGCCCCUUAGCCGUUUGUGAUAUGGAAAAAUGAGCAUUUUUUGUAAAUUAGAGAUAUUUGUGACUUUUUUUUCGUGUGUGGGAUGUUAAAGAAUCAAAACAAAAACAAUGGCAACCUAAUCCCCCUAGCGCUUCAUCCUUCAACUGCGGAGGGAAAAGCCCUGAAAUCAAGGUUAACGUGCUAAGUUAAUGAAAUGGCAUCUCAACGUAAAUUGGAAAGGCAACGUUCAGGUAUGCGGCAUGACUUACCGCCAUGGAAGGGCUGUGUUACCCCUUGUUAUCAAUUCUCUCUUCUGCAGUUAACUAAUCUAAUUAAUGUAAAUUUCAAUAACAAUUGUUACAACUCUGUGUAUUAGGAGCAGAGCUCAAGUGGUAGGCACGUCCAAAUAGAAAGAGGAAGUAAGUCUUUGCAACGUGUUUAGUUCGUUUGUUAUUUUGUUUUUUCGUGUAAUCGUUUUGCCUUAUUGGGCUGUCUUUGACUAAGAAGUGUCUAUUUAAUGCAUAUUUCGAUUGAGUGACGUUAAAACUAAAACCAAAGUGAUCACAACAGCCAAUCAGAACGAAGGAAAUUAUCACAAGUAGCCAAUGAAACUCAAAGUUUGAACAUGCGAAUUUUCUAAAGCACGGGAUUAAGACGCGAUUAGUGUUAGUUUUGAAUCUGAUUGGUGGAAAAUGUGACGAGAGUUUUGAUGACCAAUCACAAAGCAAAGUAAAGCCAAAGCAAAACCAAAACAAUCCCGGAUUACGUUAGACGCUUAAUUGAAACCACCGCUCCACAGUUGAAGUAGUAAUUCCGCUUUAUGGAUUAUCAAGUCCAUCGCUCAUGAUCGUAAAUUCUUUGAAGGGAUAAACGCCUUAAUGGUGUUGUGCGCGAACAGAACAGGAUACAGUCGUAUUGUGUCACCUGCAGUUCCCGCAUAUGUGAUGGGAAAGCAAUUACAUGUGAACAGCGGUACAGUUUCUUUCCCUUCGUAAGAGAGCGUUAAAUGAAAAUGGUCCGCCUAAAGAGGGAAAGAUGGAUUUCUACACAAUGAACGAGAAGGUAGCAUGGUGGUAAUUGAUUAAAUUUCACAUGUGUUCCACAGGUAUUGAAGAAGUGAGGGGAAAAUGUUACCCAGAAGCCCUUGAGGCAUCAUACCACGGCAUUGAGUAGGUUUCCUUAACCUUUUUACCUCUAAGAGUGACUAGCAUCUAAUUUCUCCCUACAAUAUCACCCCUGAAUCAAACAUUAAGGUCAUGAGAAUAAAGAGAAUGAUCACCAACUAGAGGAGUUCUUGAUUAUUGGAUGAAUUCUCCUUAUCAGCACCAUGAGAAAUGUAUGAAGAACAGUAUGGAGAAUAUGUAAACUGAUGGUUAAACAAAUUCUCCUUGUCAGUGACUUAGGAAAUGUAUGAAGAACAGUAUGGAGAAUAUGUAAACUGAUGGUUAAACAAAUUCUCCUCGUCAGCACCAUGAGAAAUGUAUGGAGAACAGUUUGGAGAAUAUGCAUAUUGAUGUUAGCGUGUAAAAAGGUUAGACGCAGCAUUGAAGGAAAAAUUCAAUUGAACGGAAAAGGCCAUUGCAACGACCAGGUUGCAGUUUUUGUAAAUGUCUUGAGCAUUUGUCCGUUUCGACAUAUUUUGAAGCUUGGAGAUAAAAUAACUUUCUUUGUUAUUGUAAUUGUUGUUUACAUGUUCAUGCCAGAUAUUGCCUGGAUGUCCGUGAAGCCAUAUCCAAAGACCUGCAGCUUUCACGUCUUCAGUCCUCGCUCGUGAAAAACGAGACAUUCUCAUCGUGUGUGCUAACAGAACACAAGACACGGGAAACCCGCUGCACUCGGGCUGUUACCAAUGCAGCGAAAAAGGGCAGCAAAGCUAGUUUGGCGAAGCUCACUGUACCUCUGAGUCGAACAGCGACUAUAAGAAAUGGAAAGAAACCUGCUGCUUUGAUUGGAAGGUUAGAUCAUGGUCUUUAAGAGGUGCUAUGAUCUAUUGGGUGACAGACGCGUAGAUGACGUAACCACUAACACUUUUUAUGCUUCUUUGUCAUAUGAAACGAAUAGAUUCCGUGUUGCCGUGGGUUUGUUUAGAGACAUCACAGAAUACGUCAAAAUGUGGUAAUAACAUUCAGUGACACACUCGCCUGUUCUUCGUGUGCCUCUUGUUUUUACUACAUUUUUGACGUCAUCUGUGAUCUACUACUGGAUAGAAGUGCGAGAACAUGGAAUAUAUUUGAUAAAUAAAGUGCGUGCUGAACUAAUCGUUGUGGUUUUGAAUCAGCUUUGUUUGUUCCCGCUUCAUUCUAGUUCCUCGAGGUCACUGAAGAAGAAGUCACCAGUCAUUGUAAAAGCGCCAACAGUUGCAAAGAAAAGAAAAAGGGAGGAUGCAAAUGUGGAGGGUAUUUUGUUAAGUCUUCAGUUCAUCCAGCCUUAAGUCUCUCUACUAUCUUAUUGUCUGGUUAUCAAAGGUUCAACGACUAUCCCUCCAACGGCUCCGUUUAGGUAUCAAAGCUACAAUAAUUUCAACAUUACGUUGGAGGAAAGGAGAGACAGAAUUAAAAAAUUCCGAAGAAUCAUGAAUUUUAAAUAUAGAUGUUUCUUUCCGUCUAAGGACUUUUGGUCAUGAUUGGGGUUAACAUGAUUUUUUUGUCACUUGAGGCGCAAAGGGUUAAUAAAAAUGUGAAAAAACAGCGGAAACAACAGCCGGGGGGGGGUGAAAAGGUGAGGGGAGGGGGGUAAGUAGUAUUAUUGUUUCUCACAUUGCGUUGCUUCGUAUGUAUUUUAUUGUUAAUUUCUUCCUCUCCGUUUUUGUUCUGUAGAGGGUAAAGCCAGUGAUGAAAAUGAUGUCAAGAAGAAAGAAACUCGUUCAGAGAGACAUAAGAGAGUAAGUAAAAAAAUAAAAUAAGGUUCACGUGGGGAAUUUGAAGUUUGCAUUGAUAAACUGAAUAAUAUUCCUGUCUCCGUUGUGACGCAUCAUCCUCUGGUAUACUGAGAGACUCGGAACGGACGCCAGUUUUGAAUAAGGAGCGGUUCAAAUGUCAUCUAAAUUUCCCUCCUCGUUUUAUUUUUUCUCUUCUCUUUUUUCUUUCUUCUUUAUCUCGCGAUUUUUUUGCGUCUAGCCUUUGGAACUACUGAGUCAAAAUCCGCUACAUACUCAAAAAAUUGUCAUCCUCAGUAGAACCCCGCUCCCAAGAAAAAUGAAAUUUUAUAAAAGUAACCAUAGAAGAAAAAAAAAGAUAUUUUGACCUUUUGGUUGUGCUUCUUUUGUAGCGCCUCCGGCAAGUGGUCCAAAAUACGCUUGAAGGCAACGGAAUCGAUUCUAGUCACCCAUUCUACGAAUCAUGUACAGGAAGAUUAUAUUCCCUGUGUAAAAGUUUCCUCAAGGUAAGGCAUACCGAUGGUAAGGAAUACCGAUGGUAAGGAAAAAAGGUUUGCUAAAGGUACACACCGAUUUAUCCUUUAUUACACAUGUGGACAGUAAUAAGGCUUCAACUUGCUGUUAACGACAGAAUUGUAACCUGCCAAUAAAGCCAUGCAAGUCAAUUGUUAGAGAAGUUACUUUGGUUUUGGUUGUACGACACUACUUCGAAUAGUGCUCUAAGCGAAGAUUGGAGGGGGGAGGGGGUGUCCCUCAUAGGCUGUUGUGUUGCUAUGAUAACCUUCAUGCACCCCCUCUCCAAAAAAAAAAGGCAAAACAAAACAAAAAAGUACUCAAUACUAGUUGAGUCAUAAUUGAACAUUUGCACGUUACAAUUUGUAGAUAAGGAGCGAAGAAGUAUAGAGGGUGGACUUUUCAAAUGAUUAAUUUUCAAAGAAAAGAAACUCAAAGGAUUUUUUAUUCGUACAGGAUCUCCGUUCGUCUCAUGGUCUAAACGACGAAAUGAAAAGACUAGCCAAGAGUAACGUCCAACAGGUAUUAACAUAGAAGGGAACAUUCAUUUAUUUAAAUGCCCGCAAUGUGAGCUCAGUCCUCACAGUCGGGCGCAGACAGUUACAAGUUUUGUAUGAGCUUCAGUGUAGCUUUACUUGAGUUCCAGCGCAAUCCUUAAAACAUUUGAUUUCCUUUGAGCAAGCAAUUCUGAAUCACUUGUUGGGAACGCCCUGGUGAGGAAAUUGAGCACCUUUGGGAAAUAAAUUUCUGGAGGUAAUUUUAUAUCGCAUUGGCAAGACCAGUUUGGACGCGCAAUCUGGGACACACCUUAGAUGCCUUGUUCGGAAUUUAUUCUAAGAUGGCACCUCGUGUUCCUCUUUGGGAUCGCCUUUCGGGAGGACGCUCUGAGAACGACGUUCGAAACACUUCAGUAAAGUAUUUCGGGCAGAAAUUGGGGAGUCUCUUUCGGAAAGGAUAUGAGGAUAAUCUUCAUUCAAGCAUUCUCUUUGUUCAAAUUUAAUUUUUUUUUCUGUUGUCAGGUAAUAGAGUUUGAAACGAAAAGGAAAUCAGCAGCGCAAACGACUUGAUAAAGAAACAGCUGUGAAAUCAUUGCUUUAUUUCGCUACUGUUCAGUUUAUACUAUUGAUCAGAAGAAAAUUAAUAUAAAAUGUUUGUUCCUAUGUAUUAAUUCUGUGUCAAUAAAAUAAGCCUAUUGUCUCGUAACUUUUUUUAAAGUUAAUGAUGAGAUGUCUUGAUCUUCUAUAAAACAAAACAGUGGCACUUCUUACCAAAUCCUUAUAUUUGCUGAUG